Molecule: messenger RNA, 3012 nt
Organism: Xyrauchen texanus (razorback sucker)
Lineage: Eukaryota; Metazoa; Chordata; Actinopteri; Cypriniformes; Catostomidae
Product: POU class 2 homeobox associating-factor 2-like
Exons: 5
Coding region: 613-1314 (233 amino acids)
Molecular function (GO): POU domain binding; DNA binding
Source: RefSeq, a predicted model, not a curated record
AUGCGUCAUCAAAACAAAAACUAGCAUGGAGGCGACAGCAGCAUAUAGGCGACGAAGCAGCAAGGAGGGGUCGUAUGAUAAUAUAAAAGAGUUUUAUGACCACGUCGAUGAGGAUGGAACAAAUAUGACAUUUCUGUGCAAACUUUGCCCGCCGGCUUUCCAAAAAAAAAAAAUACGCACUUCAGUCACAUCCACAGCAAACCUAAAACGGCACAUUGAACUGAAGCACCCGACUAGCCUUUCAAGGUAUGCGCAAGCAAUUAAAAAGUCUAAAGACAGGCAAGACAGGUCCUCGGCACAAACCACAUUAACUGCGUACAGUAGCGGGUCCGUUGUCAUCUCCCAGCCGCAGCUGGACAACCUGGUGGUGCAGUAUAUCGUCGGAGACCUGCAGCCUUUGAGAAAAGUGGAAAGCCCAGCUUUCAUAAACUUAAUUAAGGGGUUGCAGCCAUCCAAAAACGUGCCAUCAAGAAAAAAGAAUGUUCGAAAAGAGUCUAUCAGGGUGUCCGGGUCAAGCACACAGUGAAAGAUCUGCUUGCAGAAAAGAGGUCACAGCAAACGAAUGGGCCACACUACACUGGUGUAUCUACUCCUCAGAGUCCAUUUGUUCAAAUGACAGGUUCUCACAUGCUUCCGAGUUACUAUGGCAUGAGAAGACCUUUCAUUUCGGACACUGAGUUUUGCCCCUCAACAAAACCAUUUCCUGCCGACGUGUACCCCUCAGCACUGACAGGGAAGUCUCUCUCAUGCGACACUGGAUGCAUGUCUGGCUAUUCCUCUCUCAUAGACAGCUACUACCCAGAGUCUUUUGGAGACUACCGUAGCACACCUUUCUCCAGCGGAGGAAGCACAAUAUUCUCACCCUCUGCGUUGACGUCUUUGCUUCCUUCUUACUCCAGUGACCCUUCACAUUAUUUGCUGAGGGAUUCUUGGGAGACUACGGGGACAGAGAUGGCGGAGGGUUUAUGUGGAGAUGGUUUGGCUCCCAUGCCCCAGUCUGCGCCCAGUUCUCUGGUGAACUCUGAGAAUGCCAGCCCGACCCAGUUCCGCUCAUCAUCCCGAGGUUCUAGUAUGACGUCUUCACAGUCAUACUCUCUCCAUUCACUGGAUGAAGCAAAUUAUCAGUCCCCAUUCCAGUCCACCUCCAGCAGCUUUGCAUCCCCUCCAUUCAUGACUGAGUCUGCAAGUAAAAUGAUAGUGCCGCCCUCAGAGGACACUGAGACUGCCCCUCCAGCCUUGAGCGAGAGCCUGGCAUGGGCGAAGGAGGACACUGCUAGCACUUGGUCACAGUAUGAGGUCAGGAGGGCAUUCUGAGAUUGAACUAUGAGGAAAUAAAGGCUUACUGGCCUAGCAGAUCAACACCUAUUCAGUUCACAAGUAAGACAAUAAGAAUUAAAUCUUUUUGUCAGUUUUACUUUGCAGAGCUAAGGCUUAAUAUAGGGGGAACAAAUAUCACUACAUUGUAUGGUCUAUUUGAUGUUUUAUGAGUAACAUGUCUUUUUUUAUCACAAGUUCUGUUGUCUGAACAGGAACAGGGGGAUAAUCAGUAUAAGGAGUUUGUAUAUUGGAUUGAUUUUAAAGUGUAUAACACAUAAAUGACUGUGAGUCUAUUUAAAUGUAUAUUAUUUGCAAAAAUUAAGUGUUACAAUAUUUAUAGCUGAUGUGUAAUAUCUAUGCUAGUCCUCUUUUUCUUCUUAUUUUAGUUUUGUGAAAGUGGUCCAAAAGGUCAAUAAAACUAUAAUUCCAAACAUUUAUUUUUGUAACUUUACAAUUCACAGGCCAGAAGCAUUUGUUUUAUUUGUGCAUGUGAAAAAUACCAUAUUUGUCUACUAAUUUAGACAUCUGUGCAUUUAUCUCUUAGUGGUGUAAAUGAAUGCCAAAGACAAACACAACCGCUGUUCUCUCAUAGAAAGGUUAAUUUGGGUUUUAUAUAGAACUUUUUCACUUGGCUAAAAUGUUUUAUACCGUCAGGGUUGAGAGGGUUACUUUUGAAAUGUAUUCCACUACAGAUUACAGAAUACAUGCUGUAAAAUGUAAUUUGUAACAUAUUUCGUUAGAUUACUCAAGGCCAGUAAAGUAUUGUAAAUACUUUGGAUUACUUCUUCAGCACUGGUAGAUUUUUUCACUUGUUUUGACAAUAAAAACUCUGUCAGUGCAGUGAGACAAAAUACAUGUUAAAAAUACAUUCUCUGAAAAACCUAAAUAUCUUAUGCAGUGUUGUUUCUAAAACAAGAUCAAUCAAAUUAAGGAUUUUUUGAUUUUUUACAGGAUAACAAUACAAAAAUUAUCAUCAAGAAUAUGAUUUUUGCCCUAAUAUCAAAGGUCUUACUAGAAAAAAGAAAUUAUGAUCCAACGUGAAUUUUCUUGAUAAAAUUAUGAUGGUGUCUGGUAACAUGUGCGUGUAAAAUGGCUAGAAAUAGCAUUUUAUCUUAGCAUAAAUCUGACAAUUUACAACAAGGUAUAUUUCUAUUUCUUCUGCUCCAAACUUCAAACGUACUUCUCUGUCUGCUCGUAUGAAUGUAACACAUCAUAAGAAGGUGUUUCACCGCUGUUCAAAUGCACUUUGGAUCGCAUAAUUGAUAUGUAUAAAUGUUUUCCAUCUGUAAGGACUAAAUAUUAAAUGAAACAAAUAACAAUAAAAUGCAAAGUAAUCUCUUCAGUAAUCAAAAUACUUUUUCAGUGUAACUGUAUUCAAAUUACCAAUGAUUUAAACUGUAACUGUAGUGGAAUACAGUGACUCAUAUUUUGUAUUUUAAAUGCAUAAUCCCGUUACAUGUAUUCCGUUACUCCCCAACAUUGUAAGAUGUAGCAAGUAAAAGAACCCUUUGGGGUUCUAUAAAGAACAUUUUCUUCUAAGAGUGUGGUGUGGGUUGUUACACUAAUAGAAAAUAAAUAUAUUUUAAAAUGUGUGCAUACAUUUAUUGUGGUUAUCAAAUUUACUAAAAUAACAAUUUUGCCAAAUUAAGACUGUAUACACUGUAUGUGAGGCCAGUAUAAAUUAUUUGGAAAGUA